UCUUCGAUGAGUUCUUCGAUUUUCGAUUGGCGGUUGAGUUUUGGACUAAAGGUCACCUAGCAACCGUUUGGAUUAAUACCCAAGCAAAGCCGUUAGCUGUCUAGAAAAAUGUUGAAGUCGCUAGCUCCGAUCGAAGGAAACCGACAGCCCCAGCUGCAGUUGCUCUGGGAGGACAAGGAGGUCAAAUUUGAUGUACCCCAACUACACAAAAAUCUGCGGAGCGGCGAACGGGCACUCGAUUACAUUUACCACAUCGAAGACAGCAAAGGAAAUCCGGGGGACACGGGUCGUCUGAUAGUAACCAAUUUGCGGAUUAUAUGGCACUCGCUGGUCCACAAGAAAUACAAUCUAUCCAUUGGAUAUGCUCGGAUUGGCAACACCAACACUCGGAUAGUUCAUAUGCACUCCAAAGCAAGGAUAGCCAGUCAGGCGCUCUAUAUCCUGGCAAUAAGCAAUGAGACCCGCUUUGAAUUCCUUUUCACCGACGUAUCCGGGGAAACGUCGCGUCGCGAUCAGCCGAUCUUCGCCAGCGUGUUUGAUGUCUAUCACCUAUAUCAACGUACUUAUCUCUACCGCGACCUGAAACUGCGCGGCGCCAUCGUUCAAGCGGGUCAGUUGGUUAUUCUACCAGAUGAACAGGUUUUUAGCCAUGUGCAGGGUGUGUGGAAUUUGUCCAGCGAUCAGGGAAACCUGGGCAGCUUCGUGGUAACCAAUAUUCGACUGGUGUGGUUUGCAGAUGCCAACGAGACCUUCAACAUCAGUUUGCCAUAUUUACAAAUUGAAAGUCUUCGCGUUCGGGAGUCCAAGUACGGACCUGCGCUGGUAAUCCAAACAGCGGAAACGGGAGGAGGAUAUGUGCUCGGAUUCCGCGUCGAUCCUGCCGAGCGUCUAAACGAGUUGUUCAUGGAGCUCUGCUCGCUGCACGCAACUUAUGGCGAGCAGGCCAACUUUGGCAUCAAUUACAAUGCCCAAGACGCCCGGCGGCGGUUGGAAGCGGCCGCCGAGGAAGCUGCACAAGCCCCCCAGUUCGAGGUGGAUAACUUUGAGGAGCUGGACGAGCGGCAGGAGCGGGAGAUCAACACCAAGCUCAACAGCUACCUCGCCGAGGGCUGUUUGGGAAAGGUCCCCAGUCAGGGUGAAAGAGAUCCGCUUUACUGCAAGGAACUGGGCUUUGCCAUGGAGCCAAUUAGGGAUGGCUACAAAUUACAAGACCUAUGGAACGUUAUGCCCACCAAAAUGGAAACGAUGGAAUAAAUAAAGUUCAUUCGUUGUCAUUGCAAUAAAAUAAGAAAUUAUGAAUCAAGCGAGUAUAACUAGGCUUGCGAUUCCAUUGCGAUAGUAUUUCAGUAAGAGCAAAUCGAGAGUAGGCAUAUAAAUUUUGAUGAACCAGGAGGAGGACAGGUGUAUCUGUUAGCCGAUGUAACACGUUCAG
Messenger RNA from Drosophila erecta, 1432 nucleotides. It is a transcript of the gene BBS5, whose product is annotated as Bardet-Biedl syndrome 5 protein homolog. Gene Ontology annotation, molecular function: phosphatidylinositol-3-phosphate binding. NCBI's taxonomy places the organism in Eukaryota, Metazoa, Arthropoda, Insecta, Diptera, Drosophilidae. Gene Ontology annotation, cellular component: ciliary basal body; BBSome. The coding region runs from base 109 to 1254 and encodes 381 amino acids. The transcript is spliced from 5 exons. Gene Ontology annotation, biological process: cilium assembly; intracellular transport. The record is from RefSeq and is a predicted model, not a curated record.